Messenger RNA from Drosophila grimshawi, 2698 nucleotides. It is a transcript of the gene eIF3b, whose product is annotated as eukaryotic translation initiation factor 3 subunit B. Gene Ontology annotation, molecular function: RNA binding; translation initiation factor activity; translation initiation factor binding. The coding region runs from base 83 to 2155 and encodes 690 amino acids. Gene Ontology annotation, cellular component: eukaryotic translation initiation factor 3 complex. Lineage: Eukaryota; Metazoa; Arthropoda; Insecta; Diptera; Drosophilidae. The record is from RefSeq and is a predicted model, not a curated record. The transcript has 4 exons. Gene Ontology annotation, biological process: translational initiation.
UUUCCUUUCUUAUGUGCGUGUGUGUGUUUGAUGACUGCGGGGAAUUGGCUGCCGUGAAUAAUUCGCAAAUAAAUCGCUGAAAAUGGCUAAAAAGAAAAGUGAAGAUCAUUCGGGAGCCGAUGCAAAUGAUAGCGACUACAACGAGGAACCAAAUUUCGACGAUCCACCCAAUUUUGUGGACAACAUCAGCGAUGAAGAUUUACUUGGCGAUAUGUUGGCGCAACGCCCCUCAGAGGCCGAUGGUGUCGAAAGUGUCGUCGUGGUCGACAACAUGCCGAAAGUGGAGCCAAGUCGUCUCGACAAACUGAAGUCGGUAAUCAACAAGCUGUUCUCGCAUUGCGGCGAGAUUGUUAACGUUGUCUAUCCCGUCGAUGAGGAGGGCAACACGAAGGGCUAUGCGUUCAUGGAGUAUAAGACCGCCAGCCAGGCUGAGGAUGCGGUCAAGAAGCUGAAUAACCAUCGUCUGGACAAGAAUUACACCUUUGCCGUUAACUUAUUCACGGACUUCCAAAAGUAUGAAAAUAUACCUGAGAAAUGGGAGCCGCCAACUGUGCAGCCUUUUAAGGUCCAGAGCGAUCUGUACAAUUUCAUUAAUGAUCCUGAUACCUACGAUCAGUACUGCGUGGCUGCGGAAACUGCGCCAAAUUGUGUGCAGGUUGGCUUCUGGCAGAAUACGCUGCCGGAGCCCAAUGAGCUGGAGACCCGUGAACGUUUCACCGAUACAUUUGUGAAAUGGUCACCACUGGGCACCUAUGUGGUUACGUUCCACAAGCCAGGUGUCGCCAUUUGGGGCGGUAGUAGCUUCCAGAAGAUUCAGAAGUUUCCGCAUCCUGGCACUCAAUUCGUUGAGUUUUCGCCCUGCGAGAAUUAUUUGGUCACGUAUGGACCAACGCCAACCGGGCAGAAGAUCAUCAUUUGGGAUAUACGCACCGGUGGCGAGAAGCGCUCCUUUGUCGGUGAUGGAAUGUCAGUGUUGUCCAUGUUCCGCUGGUCGCACGAUGACAAAUAUGUUGCGCGUAUGGGUGAAAGCUCGAUUCACAUCUAUGAAACACCGUCGUUCUAUUUGCUGGAUCUGAAGUCUAUCAAGAUACCCGGAAUACGUGGAUUUUCGUGGUCGCCCACCGACAACGUGAUUGCCUAUUGGGUGGAGGAGCAGAAUCAGAUACCCGCUCGAGUUACAUUAAUGAAGAUACCCAAGAAGCGGGAGAUACGCAACAAGAACCUUUUCCACGUGGCCGACUGUAAGCUGCAUUGGCAAAAGUCUGGCGAUUAUCUGUGCGUCAAGGUUGAUCGCUACUCCAAACUGAAGAAGGACAAAAAGGAGCUGGACGUCAAGUUUCUGGGCAUGUUCUACAAUUUUGAAAUAUUCCACAUGCGCGAAAAGGAAAUUCCCGUCGAUUCGAUCGAGAUACGCGAACUGAUCCUUGCCUUCGCCUGGGAGCCAAUUGGUAAUAAGUUUUCGAUAAUACAUGGCGAACAAAAUUCGGCCAACGUUAGCUUCUAUGAGGUGAACAAGGGCGUGAAGCCCAGUCUGGUCAAGCGUCUGGAGAAGAAAUCCUGCACUCAUCUGUUCUGGUCGCCACGUGGCCAGUUCAUUGUUAUGGCGAAUCUGACCAUGGGCACAUUUGAGUUUGUCGAUACGACCAAUGAUUAUAUCAUUAGCGCAUCCCCCGAUCAUUUCCGCGCCUCCGAGGUCGAAUGGGAUCCGACUGGUCGCUAUGUCGUCACCGGCGUCUCCUCGUGGAAGGUCAAAGAGGAUACCGGCUUCAAUAUGUACACGUUGCAGGGUCGCAUCAUUAAGCGUACCAUUUUGAAGAACUUUGUGCAGUUCCUGUGGCGUCCACGGCCGCCAACGCUGCUCAGUGAGGAGAAACAAAAGGAGAUUAAGAAGAACCUUAAGAAGUACUAUCCAACGUUCGAGCAGAAGGAUCGCCUACGCCUGACUCGUGCCUCCAAGGAGCUGCUCGAGAAGCGCGCCCAGCUGCGUGAGACCUUCAUGGAGUACCGCAACAAGCGCAUUGCCGAGUGGAAGGAUCAAAAGAGCCGUCGCCAAAUGCUCAGAGGGCAUGUGGACACGGAUAACUUGGAAACCGAUGAAGUCGAUGAGGAAGUUGUUGAAUUUUUAGUCAAGGAAGAAAUUACCCUGCUAGAGUAAACGACCCCCGGAUACUCUGCGCCACAAAAAAAAACACAACCAAUCCCUCCCCCUACUCCACUCUCUGUUUUCACUUCAUUUCAAAGCUGGUGUCUCUCAGACUUGCGUCGAAGUGCGCCAACGUCCCGGCAGCAGCCUCCACUUGUCGGGUACUCUUUGGUUCAAUACACGCAGAGCGUCCUAAAUACUAUACGACUAAGCGUAGUCAUAUUUACAAGCUUGCGUUACAUACAUAUGCACAUAUAAAUAUAUUUAGAAAUACUUUUAUUAAUUCGAUCCUUAAGCGCAAAAGUAACGUCACAUAAAUUGAUAAUAACUGAAAACAAACACUCGAACAACCGAACAACAUUUGAUAAAAUUGUGCACAUAAUGAUAAAAUUGUCCGAAAUCAUAUUAUUAACAAUUAAAAGUAAAUUUGCAUUGUAUUUGUAUGUCAACAGCAAAAAGAAAAGGAAAAAGAAACGGCAUUUACAUUUUUACUGAGCGGGAGGGAUGGAAAUCAAUCUAAAUUAUUAAUAAAAGCCGGCUACCAUUCAAAUUCAA